This is a messenger RNA of Austrofundulus limnaeus, 2793 nucleotides long. It is a transcript of the gene htr3a, whose product is annotated as 5-hydroxytryptamine (serotonin) receptor 3A. Gene Ontology annotation, biological process: monoatomic ion transmembrane transport. The coding region runs from base 123 to 1604 and encodes 493 amino acids. Gene Ontology annotation, cellular component: postsynaptic membrane. Gene Ontology annotation, molecular function: transmembrane signaling receptor activity; extracellular ligand-gated monoatomic ion channel activity. The record is from RefSeq and is a predicted model, not a curated record. The transcript has 9 exons. Lineage: Eukaryota; Metazoa; Chordata; Actinopteri; Cyprinodontiformes; Rivulidae.
CGAAGUGAUGCAUUUAGCUGAACGAUGCGGAGGAUAGGGGGUGUCGAGCAUCCCGAGGCCCAUCAUCAGAGCAACAGGAAGACCAUCAAAGCAACAGACCAGAACACGGGUCAGCCGGCACCAUGAGGCUCUCAUCAGGCUGGACGGCUCUUCUUUCCCUUCUGAUUCACGGAGCAUCAACAGCCUGCACRGUGAAGAAAGUGGGCAGCAGCACUGGGAGAUUUGCCAAUGCCACGCUGGUGCGGCUGUCAGAGUUUCUGAGUGCUGGAUACAAGAAAGGAGUGAGACCCGUGAAGGACUGGAGGACGUCCACCAUCGUGGCCAUAGACCUGAUGGUUUACUCCAUCCUUAAUGUGGAUGAGAAGAACCAGGUUCUGACAACAUACGUGUGGUACAGACAGUCUUGGACAGAUGAGUUCUUGGUGUGGGAUCCAGAGGAUUUUGAUGAAGUCAAACAAGUUUCCAUACCCACAGCUAACGUUUGGGUUCCUGACAUCCUCAUCAAUGAAUUUGUAGAUGUGGGGAAGUCUCCUGACAUUCCUUACGUCUACGUGACACACGAUGGUCUGGUGCGGAACUACAAACCCAUCCAGGUGGUCACAGCCUGCACCCUCAACAUCUACAACUUCCCGUUUGAUGUCCAGAAAUGUAGCCUCACCUUCCAGAGCUGGCUUCAUACAAUCGACGACAUCAACAUCACCCUGAUGAGAAGCCCCGAGAAACUCAGGGACGACAAGAGCGUCUUCAUGAACCAGGGAGAGUGGGAGCUGCUCCACAUUCUCUCCAACUACAAGAUCUUCAGCGUGGACAACRACGACUACUACGCUGAGAUGAAGUUCCACGUGGUGAUUCGGCGACGGCCGUUGUUCUACACUGUGAAUCURCUGCUGCCCAGCAUCUUCCUGAUGGUCAUGGACGUUGUUGGUUUCUAUCUGCCACCAGACAGUGGAGAGAGGGUUUCCUUUAAAAUCACUUUGCUGCUGGGCUACUCCGUCUUCCUCAUCAUUGUGUCCGACACGCUGCCUGCCACUGCCAUAGGAACCCCACUGAUAGGUGUGUACUUUGUGGUCUGCAUGGCCCUUCUGGUGAUCAGCUUGACAGAAACUGUGCUCAUUGUACGACUGGUCCACAAGCAGGACCUGCAGCCUCCCGUGCCCCACUGGGUUAAGUACCUGAUCCUGGAAAGAGCUCCGGUCCUCUUUUGCAUCCACAAAAAGCACCGUUUCUGUUCCGGGCUGUCCUCACAGGCCUCUGAGCUGGAGCACUACAAGGAAAACGAUUAUGGGACGGCAGCCCAGUGCUCCAUCCACCACACCUGUGAAAUAGGACAAAGACUCAGCCAGCAGGACAGAGAAGGCGGGAUGCUCGGCCUGCGCCUGCCCCCGUCCAGGGACAGCACCCCGCCCAUCAUGGACAACAUCCUCCAGGAGGUGACCGCCAUCCGCCACUUCCUGGAGAAGAGGGACAAAUGUCGGGAAGUGGCCAAGGAGUGGCUCCAGGUUGGCUACGUGCUGGACGUGCUCCUCUUCAGGGUCUACCUGGUGGCCAUGGUGGCCUACAGCAUCACUCUGGGCACCUUGUGGUCAGUUUGGCAGGUCGCCUGAGUACUGUUGAGGGACACAACGUUGAGUGUGGGUAAACAUUUAAAUGUUAGAUACAGUUAGUGGCUCGGUGCACUAAAUUGCUCCGAGGACAGACGGCACACGGUUCAAGUAGAUUUAAAUUUAAAGGUAAAGUGACCUAAUUAUUGUCAGAAAAGUCACAGUUUUACUUCUGAAUGAAUAGUUUGAAGGUUGCACAUYCAGAUCUCAUGUAAAGCCUGAUAAAAAUGUUUUUACUUCAUCCUAUAUCUGCACUGUAGGAGUAGUAGCAUUGUUUAUAGUGUAAUCUUUCUGCAGUGCAGACAUCAUAGAGUAUACACUGACUGAAAAAUAUUUCCGGUUUAACCAYGUUGUGACAAAUCCCAAAUUUGAAUUAUCUGCAGGUCUGAUAAAAUGUGGGGAAAAAAUGUGUUUAAUUUUUUUAAACUGACUCAGCUUCCUCAGUUUUCUAAUAUUGCAAAGUAUAAAUUUAAUGGUAACUUUUUCUGACAUAUUCUUGAGUCAGAAAUGUAUAAACAAAUGUACAUUGAGAAUCCUUUAGACUGGCUAACUGUAUUUAUGAAACACUACAAAACGUCAGUGCAGUUCAUGUGUAAACUAUAAAAAUACUAAAAUACAUGAAAAACAAAGAAGUUAAAAUGAAUAAAAAUAUAUAUGAAUAAUUAUAAAUUCUUUGUGUGGCACAAAMCAGUUGUUCUCAGCCUGUAGUUCAAACAGUGGCCAGAGGAGGGCGACAUUCACAACAACAUCACCUUCAACAGAAACAAACAUUUACAAACAAUCAGUCUCACGUUURGUCACAACAGAAUUAUUUGACUGGAAGCUCAUUAGGAUAAUGUUCAUUGUGAUAAAUAACGUCCGUCUCUCGGUGUGAUCUGAUCUUUUUAUUAAAGGAAGGUCAUUGCAGGAAUGAUGCAAUUUUGUGGAGGUUUUGCAGGUUUCUUGCAAUACUUCAAAUGAAAAAAAAAAAAAAAACGUUACCGGAAAGUUGAAUUAAACCAUCUUAAAUGACCUGAAUUCUAUUUUCAGCCCAAUUUUAUUUAUUAUUAUUAUUAUUUUUCAAAWAUGACUCUUUCAUUGUCUGGUCUGACCUACCUUAAGUCUUGCAUUUUUGUAAGGUUUUCCCAUCUUAUGCAAUUUUACUUAAAAACACAAAACCUGCCUUUUUGUCCCAAUAAACAGCUUUCUGAUA